AUGCGUGCCUACUUUGUUUUCGCCUUAAUUGCCUGCGUGCUGAUCUCGCUAGCCUCUGGCCAGGACGCUUUUGAGGAGCAACAGGAACAGGUGCGAGAUGCCGUUGAGGCACAACCAGAACUUGUGCGAGCCAAGCGUCAAUUUGGAUAUGGAGGAUUUGGUGGUCCUUUUGGAGGAUUUGGUGGUCCUUAUGGAGGAUUCGGUCGCUAUGGCGGAGGCUUUGGGGGUGGCUAUGGCGGUGGCUAUGGCGGUUACGGAAGAGGCUAUGGUGGCGGCUUUGGUCGCUAUGGUGGCUUCGGUCCAUAUGGCGGCGGCUUCUAUGGCUAA
Scaptodrosophila lebanonensis is the source of this 327-nucleotide messenger RNA. Its product is annotated as keratin-associated protein 19-2. The record is from RefSeq and is a predicted model, not a curated record. NCBI's taxonomy places the organism in Eukaryota, Metazoa, Arthropoda, Insecta, Diptera, Drosophilidae. The coding region runs from base 1 to 327 and encodes 108 amino acids. The transcript has a single exon.